CGGCGCAGUUAGUCUCACCGGAGCGUUUGACGCAGGAAGAUGAAUUCUCGGGUCGGCAGCUUCUUUCAGCGUUGGUGCCCAGUUCGCUGUUGACUCUAGCGCGGAAAACACGAAACUGGCCGGAUCGCGUGAUAAAACAUAGCCAGCACGCAAAAAAAAGCGUAACACUAUCCCUCCAGUGAGAUUAACAGUGCUAAACAAUUCUACAAUAUUGACCUUCCCUAGUUUCCCGGACCUUCGCUUCCCCACAUCGCUCCCCACAUACCGGUGUUCUCUAUUCGUUGACUCAAGUGUAGUGAAGCUGCGAGAUGUAUGCGCACAUCAUCCCCAUUACGAAACAUCUCUACGGCACGUCUCGUGAAACGGCAUUUUAGUACUGGAAAUCCAAUUUCCCACCCCCACCCUCCCGUUCCAGUUAUCAUCCUUCCUGGGACGAACUGCUCCAGUCUGCUCUAGUUCGUGUUCGCCAGUGAUCGCCCAGAAUUGUGGCUCUAGUGCAAGUGUGUGUUCCAUGUGUUUGUGUGUGUGUGUGAGGCUGUGUUUUGGAAGGAAAAAUCAGUGCCGAACAUGGUGGCCCGGAUGUUCCGGAUCCGGCUGCAUCUAGAAGUGGAGCGCAAAGUGUACUGAUGUGCGACGUUCGUGUUGGUGCGCACCGAUUGCGAAAUAGAAAAAAUUAGCAUGCCGCGUGUGUUGGUGUGCGCGUAGUUUUACCAGUUCGAUUACGUGCUGUGCGCAAUUGGUUUUGCUGCGUAGUUGUACAGAGAAUAGUGAGGGAGAGAGAGAGAAGUGAAGUUGGUGGUGUAAAACAGCAUAAAAUAUAAUCGCAUAUCGCACAUCGCUGGCGAGCUUUGUGUGUUGUGUGCCGGUUUUGUUUUGUCUUGGGAGAAGAGGAGCAUUGGAGCAGCAAGAUGCCUGCCGGUUUUAGAUCAAACGGACAUAUACCACAUCCUGGAAAUGGACACAUUAGUGAGUUCACUGCCACGGACAAGUAUUACACAAACGGUGUUGGGCCGAAGCUACGGGGCUGGACCAAUGGCGGUAUGCAGGAUCAUCAGUCAACACUGUCCCGACCCCGAUCGGCCGAGGUCAUCACGGCGAACGGUAACGGCACGCUACCGAACGGACGUCACAUGAACGGAGUUCUCACCCGAGGCCCUGGAGGACUGCACGAAGACCUGGAGUUCCCUCCAACGCCACGAACACUGUCCAAGAAGAAACAAAUCGUCUGGAUGCGACCUCACGAUAUGUGUGCAAGACCUCAGUUUCGCAUUGCUCCACCGGGAACACCACUCACCGCUCGAGAACUCCCCGAACCAGUGGGACCCGGUGACCCUAGCUUACUGGCGGCGCUUGGAUGCUUAUCGCAACUGCCCAGACUUCUGGAGCGUGUCGUCCCACCGGAACAAACCUUCGACACGGCCAACGGAUACUGUGGAAUGUUCAAAUUCCGCUUCUGGCAGUGGGGCAAAUGGAUAGAGGUGCGAGUUGAUGACCGGCUGCCCACUCGUGGAGACCGUCCAGCACACAUGCACUGCGCCCAGCCAGACAUCUUCUGGGCGGCUCUGUUGGAGAAAGCAUACGCCAAAUUGUAUGGAGGAUAUACCUUCUUGAAGUACGGAACAGUGGGACGAGCCCUCCAGGAUCUAACGGGAGCAGUCGUCCAGAGUGUGCCUCCCAGUGGACCUCUGUUAGGUGGAGCUGUGCCCAGAUCUACGCUCUUGAUCGCCAUUAGUGGACUGGAAAAGGAGACCAAAAGACGACGCUCAGGAUUGCUGACGGAACACCCGUACUGCGUAACCGGACUUGCCCGAGUGAGAGCCAACUCGAACGACUCUGUCACACACAGCGGCAGUGGCUCUUCGGGUGGUGAUACAAGCCUCAUUCGACUGCGCAGUCCCUGGAUCGGUGGCGAAUGGGGUGGUGUUUGGUGUGGAGCUUGGUCCGAACGAAGCUGGGAAUGGAACGCUCUAAACGAGCGUGAUCGAGAACUGCUCUCCUCGCGCUCUUCCAAUGACUGUGAGUUCUGGAUGUCGGUGAACGAGUUUCUAACGCGCUUCGUCGUCAUCUGGCUGGCACACAUCGGACCGGACGAUUGGGCACUCGAGCCGGGACUGCACACACGCGCCCCCUGGCGAGCAGCACUUGCCGUACGACAAUGGCGCGCCGGCUUUAAUGCCGGAGGUCCACACAAGUUCAUCGAGACGACCGCCACCAACCCUCAGUUUCGCAUCCGAGUUCCUCCGGGCCAUCCGUCCAAGGCGCAUGUCGUUGUGGCCGUGGCACAGAAGUACGAAUGCUACCGUAGCCGGAACUACGAGGAUGAGGAGAUCGGAUUCACCAUCUACGAGGUACCGCCAGGGAUGCAGCGUGUUACACCACAGUACGUGAGCGAGCAGAUGCCGCUAGACUUUGCGCCACUGUCGAAUCUACGCGAGAUCGCAACGUUCUUCGCGCUGCCGGCGGGUGACUUUGUGGUGAUGCCACACGCGGCACAACAUCGCGAGGGUAGGUUCCUGCUGCGAAUUUUCGCCGAUCAGCACACGGACGUAUGGGAGGUGAAUGAGGAGAAUCUGGUGAUACACAACAUUGCGGCGGAGUUUUGUGACGAGCGUACGAUCGAUGCUGUAAGUGGUUGUUCCAACGUGCGAAUCCUCUACAAACUACGCGCCCGCUAUCCUCACGAAAUAGACGCCACUCAGCUGCAAGCCAUCCUGAAAGCGCACGGCGGUAACAAUCGAGGAUUCCGAGGACUCGGAGGCAUCAACUGUGGCCCAUCGUUGGAGCUCUGCCGCGGAAUGCUAGCGUUGCGGGAUCCAGCUCUCGGAGGACGGCUUUCCAUCGAGCAUGUGCCGGCGCUGAUCGGCUUGAUGCGAUUCUGGAAGGCCGCAUUUCGACGCUGUGGCCCUUCCUCUUCCGGUACGGCCACGCUCAGUCGAGGGAUCUGGGCGUCGAAGGUGUCUUCCUACUGCCUGCGUGGGUUGCUGUGGGCUGGCGGAGCAACGGCGAGUAAUAAAGUGCUCGAAGCGCUUGUUAGUCGAUUCACCCGAAGCAGGCAGAUAACGUUGGAGGGAUACCUUCUAUCAAUGGCACGAUUGCAUUUGGCUCACGAGCGCUACCACAGUCUGGAUGCCAAAGCAAAGGCGAGCCCACUAUCGUUGGAAGAGAUGAUUCUAAUGACAAUCUACUCGUGAGCUUCUCAAUCCAAUCCGCAAAACAACGUGAAAAGAAAAUCAAAAAGUCGACUUUAAAAAAACAUCCUCAUCACCAAAGAGACACGCACCUGGAAGGACGCAUCCGGAUCAUAACCAAUCGUUUAUUGUUUUUUGUUUGGUGUACAUGAAUGCUGGCGUGGCAGGAACGUUGUAUGUAGUAUGUGAGUGUAAAAUUGAUCAAAACACCCCCAUGAGAUCAUCAGCAAAUAGUAGAACAAUUAUGCAAAACAAAAAACGCAAAUAGCAAAUAGUAAGAGCAGCAGCGUGGCCAAAACCGAAGCAACAAUCAUCCAACAUGAAAUGCAAUAUUAAGUUAAAUAGACUGAUAAUUAAAUAAAUGAAUAUUUAUGAAACUCGUUACAUGAUAGAAAUA
Anopheles stephensi (Asian malaria mosquito) is the source of this 3585-nucleotide messenger RNA. Its product is annotated as calpain-11-like. Gene Ontology annotation, cellular component: cytoplasm. Gene Ontology annotation, molecular function: calcium-dependent cysteine-type endopeptidase activity. Gene Ontology annotation, biological process: proteolysis. The coding region runs from base 909 to 3191 and encodes 760 amino acids. NCBI's taxonomy places the organism in Eukaryota, Metazoa, Arthropoda, Insecta, Diptera, Culicidae. The record is from RefSeq and is a predicted model, not a curated record. The transcript is spliced from 11 exons.